This is a messenger RNA of Alnus glutinosa, 3598 nucleotides long. RefSeq names its product la-related protein 1A. The transcript has 14 exons. Gene Ontology annotation, biological process: mRNA stabilization. Lineage: Eukaryota; Viridiplantae; Streptophyta; Magnoliopsida; Fagales; Betulaceae. The record is from RefSeq and is a predicted model, not a curated record. Gene Ontology annotation, molecular function: RNA cap binding. The coding region runs from base 462 to 3227 and encodes 921 amino acids.
CAGCCAUCGUAUAAAAAGGUUCCAAACCUCCUUCUCCGCCUUUUCAACAGUUUCGCACUUUGUUGGCUUCUGCAACUGUCAACUCUCUCUUGUCCCCCUCUCUCUCUCUCUCUCUCUCUCUCUCUCACCUAGCCUAGACACUGCCCGAAAAACCCUAAUAUCUCAACCAGUAUACUCUCCCUCUAAAAAGCAAGCGAGAAAUCAAAGAUUCCAUUUCAAAACCCUCCUUUGUGGCUAGCUCAAGAUUCUGGGCCCAAAUUCACUCCCCUUGCAUCAGAUAUUUCAGCUCCAUUAGCAUAUAGUUCGACCCCAUUUCUUAUCAGUCUAGGAUAAUCGCAGUGGCAGCAACUGUGCCUGCUUGUUCUGCCGGAGAGAGAGAGAGAGAGUGAGUGAGUGAGUGAGUGAGUGAAGUUUUGAAGGGGAAAUUGGGGAUUCUAUUGACCUGUGGGAUCGGGGGAGGGAUGGUGAUGGCGGAUAAUGAGGGUGCUGGGGACGAUCACGGUAACAAGGAAGUGGGUGGGCCCAAGUCGCCUUGGAAGACUCCGGUGGCUGUCGAUGCAGAUGCUCCCGUAAUGAUUGGCGUGGAGGAGUGUUGGCCUGCUCUUUCUGAUGCGCAGCGACCCAAGAUUCCCGAUGAUGCCGCCCCCACUAAGCCGCCGAUUGCUUCUCCUGCUCCUCCAGUUCUGCAGGGAUCAGUUGGGCAGCAAAAAUCACAUGGGUCUGGAAAUCCUAAUCCUUCACAUAAACACUCAUCAUUGCGCCAUCAAAAAUCAGGCUCUAAGCGCAAUUCAAAUGGUGCUCAACCUUUCCCUGUACCCCUACCUUUCCAUCAACCAUCAAUCCCGCCCAUUUUUCAUGCCAUGGUUCCUCCACCUCACAUUGCAGUUCCUGGGUAUGCUUAUCCGCCUUGUCCAGGACCUUUCCCAAGCGUUGAAACUCAUUUGGUAAAGUCUGGAUGUGAGACACCCCCUCAAGCUCUUGUUCCACCGGGUCAUGGUAUUGAGGCUAGCAGAAAUGUUCAGCCUCCACCACGAGCGGAUCCUAAUGCUUAUGUUGUCAAUUUUUCUAAUAAUAGAAGACCAAAUAUGCAAGAACCUGGUGGCCAUUUCAAUUAUGCCUGGCAUCAUCAACGAGCAUUUAAUCCCAGAGACAACAUUCCAGUGCAACAGGGUGUUGGACCAAGGGCUUUUAGAGGGCUCCCAUUCUUUGGUCCAGCUCCAGGGUUCAUGGUUGGUCCAGGUUUCCCAGGACCUGUAUGCUAUGUUCCUGUUGUACCUCCAGUCUCUAUUAGGGGACCUCAUCCUCCGCGCUUUAUAUAUCCUAGUAAUCCAGGGGCUGCUGUGGUGCCUCCAGACACACUAGCUUUGAGGGCUAACAUAGUAAAACAAAUCGACUAUUAUUUCAGUGAUGAAAAUCUGCAGAAUGACCAUUACCUAAUCUCCCUGAUGGAUGACCAAGGAUGGGUUCCAAUAUCAAUUGUUGCCGACUUUAAAAGGGUUAAAAAGAUGAGCACGCAUAUACCAUUUAUCCUUGAUGCACUGCUGACUUCUAGUACUGUAGAAGUUCAGGGUGACAAGAUAAGGAAACGUGAUGAUUGGUUGAAGUGGAUUUCAUCUUCUGAAGAGAAUUCAUUAUCAUCCCAAGCUCAGACUCCGCAGGGCCAACCUGUAGAGAGGGCAAUUGAUUCCUUUGCGAAUGGUGAUGCCAAUGAGAAUAAUGUAGGUAACAUCUCCAAAAAAAAUGUUGAAUUUCCAUCUCAUGAUGGAAGUUUGGUGGAGCACUCAUGGUCAAACGGAGAUACUCCAGUAGUACUACAUAUUAGUAACAUAGAAGACGACAACGGUGGUGGAGCACAAGCGUUAGGCUGUGAAAAUCUCAAGUGCCCAGAUCUUGGCACCAGUUCUGGUUCUCUAUGUCCAGAUCACUCGCAAGGAAUUGAGCGUUUGAAAUUUGAUGAUCAACGGACUGAAAGCAGGGGAGUGUCAUCAGAUAUGGCUGAACAGAAUGUUGAUGACCUGUCUAAUGAUUUUGCAAACACAUUUAUGCUGGAUGAAGAGAUAGAGCUUGAAAAGAAAACAAUAAAGAAGGAUGAUCUCUUUUUUCCUAGAAGGAUUGAUGAAGAAGAUGAUGAGAUGGUUGUCAAUGAUCAGGAUGUUCAGAGACUUGUAAUUGUCACCCAGAAUAGCAGGAUAGGUCAAGAGAAUAAAGGCGGUGGUAAAGAAUCCAUAUCCAUUUCCAAUGAGCAUGCUUCUGCAAUAAAUGAUGGCCUUUACUUCUAUGAGCAGGAACUGAAAACUAAGCGAUCUAAUCGUAGAAAAAAUAAUUAUAAUUUUGAGAAUAGAGAUGGAAACUCAAAUUCUUCAAGCAGUGCUUCAGGAGUCUCCAAUUCAAAGAGUGGUGAUAAUUUUGUUGGAAGCACUGUCCUUGAAGAGUCUGGAAAUGCUAAUUCACGAAGGAAGCAGAAUAAAGGCUUUCCCAAGCAGCAGUCAUCCCAUAAACAACGAUUUUUCUCCAGCAGCUUCAGAAGCCUUGGAACUUGCCGUAACUCUAUGGGAAUCAUAUCUGAAAGUCCACCAAGUAAUUCAGUUGGAUUUUUCUUUGGUUCUACACCUCCUGAACAUCAUGGCCCUAGGCCUUCUAAGUUGAGCAGUUCACCACAUGGGAUUCUAUCUGGCAGUAGUCCACCAGUGGGUUCUAUGCCAAAAUCAUUUCCAUCAUUUCAGCAUCCAAGUCAUCAGCUUUUAGAAGAAAAUGGUUUUAAACAGCAGAAGUACCUGAAGUUCCAUAAACGGAGCCUGAGUGAGAGAAAGAAGUUGGGAAUUGGUUGCAGUGAGGAAAUGAAUACACUGUACAGGUUUUGGUCAUUUUUUCUUAGAGACAUGUUUUCCCCUUCUAUGUAUAAUGAGUUUCGGAAACUUGCACUGGAAGAUGCAGUUGCCAAUUAUAACUAUGGAAUAGAGUGCCUUUUCAGGUUCUAUAGCUAUGGUCUGGAGAAGGAGUUCAGAGAGGACCUGUAUAAGGACUUUGAACAGCUCACCCUUGACUUCUACAAUAAAGGCAAUCUUUACGGCCUAGAAAAAUAUUGGGCAUUCCACCAUUACCGCGGGGCAAAAGAGCACUUAAAGAAACAUCCAGAGUUGGAUUGGUUACUCAGGGAAGAAUACUGUAGCUUGGAGGACUUUCGCGCUAAAGAGAAGACGAAUGCCGUGAAAGAAGACCGUCAUUAGUCAGCCCUUGCACAAAUGCUUAUAUAUUAGCUGCAUUAAAAUGUUGACAUCCCUACUCGGGAGGAGAAUUCUCACUUCACAAGGAAGUUGGAGUUGGCGGUCUAUUUUUGGGCUGGACGUAAGAUGGGUUCCGUGUAUUGUAUGUUAGUUGGACUAGGGCUGCUGUCUGCAGAGUUUUCUUUUGUUUUAAGGUUUUUCUGGCUCCCGGGUAUGCCUGCAUUUUUGGGGUUGUCUGCAAGCUUGGAGAGGUGCCUGUGCCUGUGCUUUUUGUACAUAAAACUGCAAAACGAACCCAAAAAAAAAAUAAAAAAAAAAUAGUUUAGACCUUGUGAAAAUUUGAAGAAUAAGAGAUUGAAGAAUUUAGUUUUUAA